AAAAAAAAAAAAAAAAAAAGUUUUACCAUGGGUCUAUAAAGAUAAAGAAGCCCUGACCAAGUACAUCACACUCGACACCCUUCAUUACUAAAUCAACAAAGAAAAAAGCAAAAAAAAGAUGUGGGAUGAAACUUUUGCUGGACCUAAGCCGGAACAUGGCCUUGGCCGUCUCCGAAAUAAGAUCACCGCUCAACCCAUAGACAUCAAAGGUGUAGGAGAAGGGAGCAGCAGUAAGACUGUGCCGGCGGCGGGGAGUCCAGGAACUCCGACGACGCCAGGGUCUGCGCGUAAGGAGAACGUGUGGAGGAGUGUGUUCCAUCCAGGAAGUAACAUAGCCACCAGAGGAAUGGGCACUAACCUCUUUGAUAAGCCUUCUCACCCAAACUCUCCCACCGUAUACGACUGGCUGUACAGCGACGAUACCAGGAGCAAGCACCGUUGAAGCGAGAGGAUGGAGUGACAUGCUGGUGAUGUAAAAAUGUGUCUGUUUUUCUUUUUUUUUUUUUGGCUGUAUUCGCAACUUUUUCUUUAUUUCUUGUUGUUGUGACCGUUUGAUAUCCAUGAUCUGUGAUGGUUUUAACGGUGGAGAUGCUUCCUCUUGUCUUUGUAAUGUUUCUACUGUUUGGUAAUUGAUAUAUUUAACUUUUAGCUU
Molecule: messenger RNA, 652 nt
Organism: Brassica rapa (field mustard)
Lineage: Eukaryota; Viridiplantae; Streptophyta; Magnoliopsida; Brassicales; Brassicaceae
Product: dormancy-associated protein homolog 1
Source: RefSeq, a predicted model, not a curated record